Molecule: messenger RNA, 2921 nt
Organism: Meleagris gallopavo (turkey)
Lineage: Eukaryota; Metazoa; Chordata; Aves; Galliformes; Phasianidae
Source: RefSeq, a predicted model, not a curated record
GGCAAUGAGAGCAGUGACCCCACCUGCUCCCUGGCAGUGAAUCCCAUCCCUGAGCAGGGCAGGGGCCCAGGGAUGUGCUGUCUGUACUACACUGUGCUGCAGAGAGGCUCUCCAAGCGUGGGCGAUAUGUUAACGCCUGAGCUCUAUGUUGGCUGUCCCUGCUUAUAAGCUGUAUGCAUCUACACAAACUCAUCCACAGCAGUCCCAUCCCUGUGCCCACAGCCAUCGACUUGUGUUUUGCUGUAUCGCUAGAGCAUGAUAACACAGAGUGUGCUAUUAGACCACGGUUGGGCUGCUUCUGUGUCUUUCCCUGCUGUUCCCUUAUCUAAACAGCCUCCAUGCCUGUGUUUGCCUUGUAAGCUAAGAUGGUUUCUAAGAGCUCGGUGACUGGUGGAGGCUCUGGUUGUGCACGUGGAUCAGAAAGAGCCCUAAAUAAAUACAUACAAGGGAGAUAAGAAGUGAGGAAAGAGAAAGGAAGCAGAUACUUUCCUGUGGACACCUUUCCUCCAGGCAGCAAAGCUCUAGCUAAUUAAUUAUGUUGGGAUGUGGGGAUCUAUGAAUAGAGAGAAGCUUUUACUCUUAAAGCUAAAGACACAAAUGCAUGGACUGCUGCCAUGUGGGAAUCUCCCUGAUGAUUUUGGGGGCAGGAGGCUGUAACUGACCCAGCACUGGGGAGGACCAGCACCUCACCUGCAGCUAUUGCUGGCUGGCUUGGCUGCUCCUGCUGGAGGGAACACAGGUCCUGAGCAGUUCUGCGGCAACCAAGUUCAGCACAACUGCUACAGCCGCCAACAGCGAUGGCAGGUAGAACUGUGGAUGGAUGCCAUCUUCAAGUUUCCUUGGCCCACAAGGAAGCUGGGGCUGCUGUGGGCAGGAGGUCCUUCAGGACAGCCCUGAGGCUGCAAACACACAAUAGUUCCCCCAGUUCUGCUGCUUCCCACAGCUGGAAGUAUGUGCCCAAGGUUCAGCAGUCAUAGAAAGGAGUUUCUGUGUCAGACAGGAGGCAGGUCCUGGAAGUCACUCUGUGGGAUUCUUACUCCCUAUUUGCUUGCCUCUUUCACAUAGCAGGACAACUUACAUUCUAGGAAAAUGCAUACGGAUAUUUUUCUACCCAGAAUUGGAGGCUCUCACCCUUUCCUCUCCUUGAAGACUAACCAAAAUGCCACCUUAUUUCCCUGUGCUUUAGUCCUUCUGAUCAUCUCCAAGCAGCUCAGCAAUUAGUCACUGAAAACUUUCUACUUCCACAACCUACCUGAGGCAGCUAAGUGAGUGGCUCAGCUAUGCAGGCAGCACUGUCCUGCCCUGCUGCGGGGACGAAGGGCAGCUGCUGUGCUGCUGGAAGGCAAGCAGGCUGCAGGCUCACCUGCAGAGCUGGGUUGCCAGGAAGGCAACAUAAGGGACACAUUUUGGGGUUCUACCUGCUCCCCAAUGUUUGGGCAAGCAGAGUGUGAUUGCAGCUGUAUGGACCAUCCUGUGUCUGAUAGCUGAGUGAUGCAGAAAAUUGAUGGGCAGGUUGCAGCUGGUCUCCAGUGUACUGCUGACCCUGGGUCUUCACAUGGAUGAGUGAGGAGUGUGGUGCAAGCUCAGCGCCUUGUGUCAUUUUUUCUUCUUAGCAAAGCAAUCAGGUGCUUGGCAGGAGGAGGAGGAAUUAAGAUACUUAAAUCUGGAGACCUUUAGAGGUGACAGCCAUAAGGUCCUUAGCCUGCAUUGCAGAUAGUUUGGCCCAAAAGUUUUUGUGGCUGCCCAGGAGGAGAGGGCUGUUGGUCUUGCAGCGGUGUUGGGAUGGUUCUGGUUCCUUGUCCUGCUGACUAACAUGCUGAGGCUGUAUUCAGGCUCCUGAGAGUGUUGGCAGCCCUCCUGUUGGGCUGCACUCUGGUUUAGACCUGAGUGCUGGCAGAGAGGUGGGAAGCUAGGAAGAUGUGGAUGAGGGAAGGUGGAGAUCAAGGCCAGAGAGCUGUCAGACAGCUGCUGGGUCUGUUCUGCUCUGUGUGGAUCCAGAUGUGUUUCUGCUGGCACAUGGCCUUCUGAACACAAAUGCUUAUGAUGAGCUGAAAAGACAUCCUCACUUGUCCCCAGCUCAGAUUAUCUAAUUUUAGUUUCUGUUCAUUCUCUCGGGGUCUGGUUGCACAUACGCCCUGUGCUCAAGGUAUGUACGUCACCUUGAACAGCCUGGGAUUAUUGUUAGGGAACAAGUCGAGGGUUCUGGAAGGCACCAGUCCACUUGGAUGUGGUGGGAGGCUGGGGUCUGGGUCCUGCUGCCUCCAAGGAUGGCUGUUGGGAGCAGCAGAGCUGACGUUUCCAUGGAGGUGCGGCUGCAAGAUGAGGUGCUGGGUUUGCCGAGCAAACAGAAGCCUCGAGAUAAGCUCGGUGGAGACCUCUAGCAUGGAAAUGCUGCAAGGAAAGCCGGCGAGAGGGAAGAGGGGGAGAGGCCGAUCUCCUCCUCCUCCUCCUCCUUCUCCUCCUCCUCCUCCCCGCCCAGCCGCCCUCAGCCUCCCCUCCCGGAGUGCGGGCAUCUGGCUCCCGAUUCGCACUGCUGCGGGCCGGCCUUACUGCGGGCAGCUCGGCGGCUUCGGGAAAAGCACACGAGAUGUUUAUGCAAGAGCCCAGAAAAGAUGUGAUCUGCACCAGAGAGCUGCCCCAACCCCGCUGCGAUGGCAGCUGAGGGUCUCUGCGUGGUUAAAGCGAUGCCCAGUGCCUGGCCCUCGUGUGCAGCAGCGGAGGAGGAAAAUAACACAAGGAAUAAGAGAGAAAUGUUGGGUGGUUCCAUUUGUCACUCAAUGUAGUCGAUCCUGCGUGACUCUGUACCGGCUGCAUGCCAACAAGUGAGAGCUCCCACCGCCUGCUUUAGCGGGCCAGCGCCGUGCGCUCCCGCAACACCAUGCAGUCCUGCCCUCCUCUGAAGAAAUGAGGUCUGCCGAGCU